AUGACAGCAGUGGCAUUAUGUCUCAAUGUGUUUAUCCGACAGGCACAACAUAUUGGCAUGGCCACGAUCGCGCAGAGCAUGAACGUGGUUGCCCCCCUGAGGACAAAUGAGCAGGGAGUACUCAAGCAGACCACAUACUGUCCUUUACUGCUUUUCUCUACUUAUAUGCGCGGUCAGAGUGUGGCAGUCCACGUCCGGAGUCCGGUUUAUACGGGUCGAACUGUCCCAGAAUGGCUAGCGAGCACGAUGAAUAUUCCAAUUUUGAAUGUUUCCGCCGCUCUGAGCGAUGAUGAUUAUCUCAAUCUGGCUGUGGUGAAUAUCUCAGACUCCAAAUCACAGGAGGCAUCCCUCCCGGCGAUCCAGGGCCCGGUUCAAGUAUUUUGCGUUGGUGGCGAUGAGAAUGAUAUUCGGGAUACCAACACGUGGGGUUCUCAAAAGGUGGGAGUCAAGGAGUCGACAUGGAAUGACAAGGGGAAAUUCGUCUUUCAAAAGCACAGUUUUACCCUGCUCCGAUGGAAGGUCAUCGCUUCUAGGUCGAAGAUAGAAGAGUGUGGUGUCCCUGUUGAUAGCACGUCAGCUACUCUGCAUAAUGCCCUGCAUGGGGUUGAUGUGUCUAGAUAG
Penicillium subrubescens is the source of this 621-nucleotide messenger RNA. RefSeq lists its product as uncharacterized. Lineage: Eukaryota; Fungi; Ascomycota; Eurotiomycetes; Eurotiales; Aspergillaceae. Gene Ontology annotation, molecular function: alpha-L-arabinofuranosidase activity. Gene Ontology annotation, biological process: L-arabinose metabolic process; polysaccharide catabolic process. Bases 1 to 621 code for a protein of 206 amino acids. The record is from RefSeq and is a predicted model, not a curated record. The transcript has a single exon.